Molecule: messenger RNA, 4357 nt
Organism: Egretta garzetta (little egret)
Lineage: Eukaryota; Metazoa; Chordata; Aves; Pelecaniformes; Ardeidae
Gene: MARCHF5
Product: membrane associated ring-CH-type finger 5
Exons: 7
Coding region: 1-957 (318 amino acids)
Molecular function (GO): zinc ion binding
Source: RefSeq, a predicted model, not a curated record
AUGGUCAAAGAAUCCAGUAUAUUCACUAAGGUCUCCUUCCUAUUUGAUCUGAUCUCUAUAGUCAUGAAUAUCCACCAUGCCAAUGCUGCUUGUCUCAACCAAGAACAGAUAUAUAAAUUAUGUGAGGCAGGGGCAGAACUUGUGCAGCCUGGAAGAAGCUGCUGGGUUUGUUUUGCUACCGAUGAGGAUGAUCGGACAGCAGAGUGGGUGAGACCUUGCAGGUGCAGGGGCUCGACGAAAUGGGUUCAUCAGACUUGUCUACAGCGCUGGGUGGAUGAAAAGCAAAGAGGAAACAGUACUGCUAGAGUUGCUUGUCCUCAGUGCAAUGCAGAAUAUUUAAUAGUAUUUCCAAAGCUAGGUCCAGUUGUUUACGUUUUGGAUCUUGCAGAUCGACUGAUCUCAAAGGCAUGUCCAUUUGCUGCAGCUGGAAUCAUGGUGGGCUCUAUAUACUGGACAGCUGUUACAUAUGGAGCUGUGACGGUGAUGCAGGUUGUGGGCCACAAAGAAGGUCUUGAUGUCAUGGAGAGAGCUGAUCCUUUAUUUCUUUUGAUUGGACUUCCCACCAUCCCAGUCAUGCUAAUAUUGGGCAAGAUGAUUCGUUGGGAGGACUAUGUGCUCAGACUGUGGCGCAAAUACUCUAAUAAGCUACAGAUUUUGAACAGCAUAUUUCCAGGCAUUGGAUGUCCUGUUCCUCGUAUUCCAGCAGAGGCCAACCCUUUGGCAGAUCACGUCUCUGCCACGCGUAUUCUGUGUGGAGCUCUAGUUUUCCCUACUAUUGCCACGAUAGUCGGCAAGCUGAUGUUCAGCAGUGUUAACUCAAAUUUACAAAGGACAAUCUUGGGUGGAAUUGCUUUUGUUGCUAUAAAAGGAGCUUUUAAGGUUUACUUCAAACAGCAGCAAUAUUUGCGCCAAGCUCACCGCAAAAUUUUAAAUUAUCCUGAGCAAGAUGGAGCAUAAGGCUGUGAUCUCCCGAUGUCGUACAGUCUCAUCUAACAGGUUUCCAUGUUGUGUUGGUUCCAUCAUUAUUGCACAGUAGUGGAGAAUUGUGAUAAGUUGCUGCUCCUAUUUUUUUUUUUCUUUAAAUAUAAUAAAGCACUGUCUUGUGGCAGGGUAAAUCCUUUCAGCAACCACUGAACCUCAGAAUGUGACUUGGCUUUCAUUAUUUUUGGGUAUUUCUGUUGGGCAACAGGCUUCUGAAUUAUUGUCUUUGAGCCAAUAUGCUGAAUGGGGAAAAAAAAAGCAUCAACUAUAGAACAAGAACAUUUUAAAUUGUGUAGUUAAUGUAGGCUAUAUCCAAAUGCCUUUUCUAUACAUGUUUUCAUACCCUCGAUAUCAUGCAGUUCAGCAUUUCACACAAUGAAAGGAAUUUUUUUUUAGAAGGGAAACGUGAGUCAUUACGAAGGCGAAGUAACUGUGGGACACCAGUCAAUAAAUAUUUCCUUGGUUUUUUUUCUGGUAUCAAACAGGGAGUGUAAAAUACUCAAAUGACUGGUCAGAGAAAACAGGACUCGUGUGUCAGCUUUAGCCACCUAAGUACUAGGUGUUGAAAUCAGCAUGGCUUCCAGGUGACUGUUUUAUCACUGAUAACUUUUACUGUCCUGUUGUAUUUUCUGCAGUGCCUAGUGUUAUUUUCUUCUGGCUCUUUUACUGUUUUGUAACUGGUGCUGGAUAGCACUUCUUUCCCUUCACAGUAAAAUAAUUACAUGGGGGGAAGUAAAUUUUAGUUGCUUAUUUUGCAGUUAAGCGUUGGAGCAUUUGUUUAGUUUUCACGUUCCUUUUGAUUAUGUAAAUAUCUGUACAAGUACAAAGAGCAGUAGUGUGAGGAAACUACAUUGGACGCUACAGCUACCUUUAAACUGACAGAUAGGGCAUCCUUCCGCACUUCCAGACCUGGGUGCGUAACUGGGCUCUCUACUGGGACUAGGCUCCCUUCUGCCCCUACCAGCUCUAGUGGAAGGAUGGGCUGGAAGGGGUUGACACUACACUUUGGGUUCCCAGUCUGAGCACAGUACCUACCAGCAGGCUACGCGCUCUUAAGACAACUUGGCUCCAUUCUGUAAAGGACUCAAGGAUAAGUCUUAAAUGUAAUAAACAUGAGCUUAUUUAUACAGUAAGCUUUACUGCUACAGUAUGUUCAAAGUAGCCAGCUGAGGGAGACAUUAGCACUUCAGUUAUCUGAUGUAUUUAUAAACUUAAUUUCAACAGAAAUUAACUGUUUUGUGAAGUUAAAUUUUGACAAACAUAAUAUUGCUAUUUAAUAUUCACACCAGACCUAACCUAGAUUUAGUACUUGAAGUUUUUUCUUAAUAACAAUUCAUUUGUUUUUCUCAAAGUUGGGGUUUUCUUUUCCUUGUUCAUAUUAGUAUGUCAAAUGCAUGGAGAAAGAUUUUUUUUUUUUCCUUAAAAAAAAAAAUCUUGUAGUGGAAGUAUUCAUAAGUACAUAUUUCUAUUCACCAGAAAUGAAGUAAAUGCAGAAUGGACUUCAUAUUUGACUGCAAUAAUGUAUGUUAGAGAAAUUAAAAAUAUGGUACUUUUUCUAUAGUAUGUUUAUCUUAAUUACUGAGAUGUAAUAUUUUAGAACUGUACAAAAGUGUAUAUAAUGACCAACUAGUAUUGAAAAACUAUACAGGUAUUGAAAAUUAUACAUUCAAUCAAUAUCAAAUACUUUUGAGGUUCUUGCUGUAACUGAAGAAUUACUAUAAUCUUGUAAGUCUGCUGAUUAUAUUUGUCUUAGUGGGCUCACUUUUAUAUAAAACUCUAACUACAGAGGAACAACCUCUGAAAGUUGCUGCUUUCUGUAAGAUAGUCUUGAAACAACAGAAUACGUAUUUCUUACAGGAUUCCUGAUUUCAAGAAAACAGCUUUUGGGUGGUCUUCACUGUAUAUAUUUCCAAUGAAUUUAUUACUGUUUUUUAAAGUCUUGUGAAGAAUUGAAAGAUGCAAAUUAGUGGGCUUGAAACUUGUUCCAUGGGAAAGCUCAUUGUCUCCUCUGGAAGUUAAAGCUAUUGUAAAAAUACAACUAUAAAAAUACUGUAUUGAUUAUAAAAUGUUUCACCUGAGUAGCAGAAGGCCAUUACUGUGUUGUAAAUCUUGUUUUUAAGUAUUGCAAAUUAUAGUUAUGUUGAAUUAGGUUGAAUAAAUAUUUUUUACACUCCCUUGUGUAUUUUGUCAGUUGAAGAAAAGCCUGUAGCAAAACUUCUGAAUGAAAAAUGUGUUUUGUUUUAAUGCAUAUCUAAGGAUUUAUAUAAUCAGUUUUAAGUUGAUAGCCUAAAGAAAUGUCUUGGGGGUGAAGGAAAAAUUACUGUUAAGACUUAAAACUUACAUUCACUUUUUUCUGCCCCCUCCUUUCUAGUGAUCAAUAAAUGAUGUAGGGGAAUGCAUUUCUCAAACAUUUAAAGCAUAAGAACUGUUGCAACACUAAUAACUCCUGGUAAUACAGAACUGGUGUUGGGAGUUACUCUGUAUCUCUGGGUUGGCUGCUCUGCAGCAUUUAUUUGGGGAAUAGACUGAUCCCUCCUCCCUGAGAAAGACAAUACUGGCUGUAGGAAGUGUUUUUUUCACCAAUGGCUAAUUUAUGUCCCAUUGCUUUUAGAACAAGGAAUAUGAGAUGUUAUCUAGCAUUUCUCAGUGUACUUUAUCUGUAACUUGGUUUCUCUUUGCCUGCCAUUACAUCAACAUAAAGGCACAAAUUAUCUGGGCCAUGAUUAUGUAAAUACACGGGAGGUGCUUGUCCCCUUCUCUCUCUCUCUCCCCUCCUAUCUUGAACCCUUCGAUUUAGGUGGAACCCUACUAUACUCUUCACUGUUUGUUGUUUGAAUGGUGGUUCCUUCAUCCUCUUUCCCCUGCAAAAGCUUUUCUUUGUAACAAUUUGCAUGAGUUGCCUGGUUUGAAGUAUACCAGUUCCCUCCUCACCUGGAGUUGUUUCCCAAAGGUUAGCUGUCUCCCGUGGUUAUCAGAGGAGGAUCCAGCCAUGUAGCUAUUCAGGGCCUCUCCAGCGUUUGGAGUAGUUCCAUGCUUGUAAGAAAAGAUAUGCUUAGGUAUUGUGACUCCAGUCAGAAUUAUCUAUUUUAACCGAGGACACAAUUUUUACUAGGAUUUCAGCUGCCUAAUGUUUAUCGUGGCAGCUGUGAGGAUUCCCCUUUUUUUAAAUGCAUACUGUGAAACUUGGACAAGUUUACAGAGUAGGUGUUUGAAGGAUGUUUGGAGUAGCUUUUACUAGCUGCUGCUUAGAAGAGUUUUCAACCACAGACAAGUAUGUCUCUGUUUGCAUAGUGGUUUUUACUGAUGGAGAGAACUGGGAGAAGUAGAAUACAAAGGUCAUGGAUCCAUUUACUGUUGCGUCAGUAAUCUUGCUUUU